UAGAGAAAUGAAUUCUAACAGAAUAAAAACUCAAUUUUAAUAGACUGCGUCAGAAAAAAUGUGUUAACUCUAAAUUUGUUGAUCCCUAUAAAUAGUAAAAAUAAAAAUCAAAAAAAAAAGGAAAUUAUAUACACGCAUUCAUUAUAUCGAAUACCAUGUAAUAAAACACAACAAAAGAGAAAGAAAAAAAGAAAAGAAACAGGAAAAAUUUAAAGAAAAAAAAACUACCGAUAUUUACGCGUGUGUAAAACAUGUCAGGCAGGUGUUAUAACCACCGACAAACACAGUGUACACAGGGUAUAUUUUUAGACUUAUAUAAAGUGUAUUGCCUCUUCAAAGCAGAGUUCAAUUUCACGGGCGUUGUGUUCCAAUAUCAACAUCGUUAGAUACUCCAAGGAGAAUAUGACGCGUGUUUUGGGUCUGAAAGUUGUCCACCUAAUCAUGGAAUCCGAAGUCAACGACGCAGUCGAACUUUCUCUUCGAAUAAAUUUUACAACAAAUAAUCCAAAUUCGUGAGGACAUUAUCCAAGAGCCUACACAUCGACGGUACAAAAAUUCUCCUUUUUGAAAAGUACAGAGUUUCACUAGCGAGAGGAAAUAAAAAAUGAUCGUGUAAAAUAGCGACGAUUCGCUGGAAUGUUUAAUCGAAGAGAUUUGAAAAACUUUUAAAUUCAAGAUCAGGCAAAGUUCGGACGGUGCGAUUAUCACGAUUAAAAAAAUGAAUUGUUCGUAUGUCUGGGGCGACGACGCCGAUUGGGGGCCGAGGUACUUUUUCACCUACUACAGCCAAUUUGGCGAACGAAAUGGAGCGUGCGGCGUAGAGGUGGUCGUGCUCGCGGUGACUUUCGUUAUCGCCGUUGGUGCAAAUUUGGGAAUUGCAGCGUGCAUUUUGCGAUACAAAGAGAUGCGAACCCCGACAAAUUUAUGUCUGGUCAACCUGGCUGCUGCCGAUCUUCUGUUCGCCCUUGGAGUACCGGCCGUUGCUUACACGAGACUCACGCAAACGUGGAAAUUAGGAGAGAUCAUUUGCAGGCUACUUCCCUACUCGCAGUUCGUCUGCGGUUUUGUGCUACUUUGGACUUUGACUUUGAUAUCGAUGGACAGACACAGAUGCUUAGCCAUAGCUCCUUACAGGAGCGCGCUUACCGGCCGAAGAGUCCUUGCCGCGGCUUUGAUAACCUGGUUAAUUGGAGCCUCGUUAUUUUUACCAGCAGCCUUCUGGUUCAGACCCAAGAAUGUAAACGGCGACGUUAUUUGCACUCUGAUAUUUCCGAGGAGCGACACCGUCAACGUUUCUCUAUUUUUCACCAUACCGAUAAUAGUAUUCGCCUGUCUGUUGCCGAUGGGGCUUCUGGUCUAUCAUUAUCAACGGAUAUUUCAGAGGAUAUUGGACACGCGGAGCAGAUGGGCUGUGCCCUGUGUCGCGCAGGGCGUCGAAGGAGGAGCCGGAAACUUACGCCGAGAUUCCGAACUAUCGGUAGUCGGUACAUUGAUGCCUUGGGCAGGACGAAAACUCUCAACCGUGUCGAUACCGGGUCGUCAAGGUCGGGCCGGUAGUUUGUCCCACCACGAAGAAAUCCGCUUGAACAAGCACCUCCGAGUCGUUAGAAUUUUGCUUCUUAACGUGGUGGCGGUGUUAAUGAUGUGGCUGCCGAUCACGAUCGUCAUGUUUUUAAUCUACAUCGACGGUCGUCGCCCGAACGAGGAUACGAACUUUUUUCUAAAGUCCCACCACUUCGUGUGGGCGCUGGUGGUCGCCCAAUUGAACACCGUCGUCAAUCCCCUACUUUACGGUUUAUUUUCUGAAAACUUUCGAGCGUGUUUCGCGAAACUGUGGGGUGGUGGAAAAAGCCGGGAUCCCAAUGGGAGCGGGGAAAAAAUGAGCGGCGGAAAUCAAGGGGCCAGAAAAGGCGGCCGCUCCCUGGAAGCGCUGCAGGGCAGACUGGGCCCUAGAACUCCUAGCAGUCUUCGCACCGGUCCGUGCAGACCGCCCAAGAAAAGUUCGAGCUGCAGCAUCGGAAGCAUCAUCGAGGUACCGAGUUCGGAAAAAUUAUAGCAAGCGCAAGUUUCCUCGGAACUAGUCGGAUGCGAAGUGCAUGCCAAUGGCAAAACUUGAUGAGCUGAUAACGCAAUGUUUGGUUUCAGUUUUUUUGUGGACUUAAAGGACAGUGCUCUUAACGUUCAACUUAUAUUUAAAAUCACUUAUUGAGACUUUUAAACUUAAUAUUUUUUUAUCAUGAAUAACAACGAGUAUUAAAUGUAUACUUAACAGUUAUAUAUGUAUGAUAUAGAUAUAUUGUACACAUUAUACCGGGUGACCAAAUACUAUAGCGGUAAAUAUUUUCGUCGUCGAAUGUAUGGCGUAAUUAUAGGAAUUUUGUAAAUAUGCAAAAUCAGUGAGGAAUUAAUUAAUACAUUUUAUACCGA
Messenger RNA from Athalia rosae (coleseed sawfly), 2427 nucleotides. Its product is annotated as free fatty acid receptor 4-like. The record is from RefSeq and is a predicted model, not a curated record. Gene Ontology annotation, cellular component: membrane. The coding region runs from base 719 to 2056 and encodes 445 amino acids. Gene Ontology annotation, molecular function: G protein-coupled receptor activity. Gene Ontology annotation, biological process: G protein-coupled receptor signaling pathway. The transcript has 6 exons. Lineage: Eukaryota; Metazoa; Arthropoda; Insecta; Hymenoptera; Athaliidae.